AAAGAAAUCCUAUAUAAUUGAAGCAGAGAGCACAACACACACAAGUGGCACUCUGUCAUCCAGAAAAUGCUUCACUUCACCCCUCCUAUGGAAACAGUUGGUUUGGCCACUCCGAUGACAAUAGCAGCCAGAAUGGGAUCAGGGUGGUCAACAACCCCUGCGUUUGUAAACCACACUUUUCCGUUGUCUGUGUCUGUAAAUAAUAAGACAAGAACGAGUUGCAGUUGCAGAAGGAGAGAUGACGAUCCUCUGUCCACUUUCUCUGCUUACGCCGUCCUGGGAGUCCAACCCAACUGCUCUGCCGGUGAAAUUAAAGCCGCUUUUCGAGCCAAAGUGAAGCAGUUUCACCCAGACCUCAACAGAGACGAAAAUGAAACAUCGGAUGUUAUGAUUCGCCGUGUAAUUCAAGCAUACCAGAUACUUUCCAACUACACACCAUCACAAAUUAUUGAAACGGAGUGCUUAGAUCCCUUUGAUAGACCAGAGUGUGAAGCUUUUGAUCUUUUUGUUAACGAGCUUCUUUGUGUUGGAAAAGCCUGUUCAAAUCCCUGUGUUGAAAGAGCAUCUCAUGCUUUCACAUUUGUCCCUUCUACUGGAACAGCGCGUGCGUUUUCUCAAGAUCAAGGGGAAGAUUACCAAGUUCAGUCUGCUGUUGGACAAUGCCCUAGAAGUUGCAUUCACUAUGUAACCCCAUCACAGAGAAUUCUUUUGGAGGAGUUACUUCACAGUAUACUGGAUGUACCCUAUGAUACAUCAGCUGAGGCAGAAUUCCUCUAUUCACUUAUAACCAAAGCUAAGUUUGAGAAUAACCGAUACCAAAAGCCAAAGAAGAAAACCAAAUUUUCAACCCAACAUGUUGAUUGGUUUUAACGUCACUGUGUCUUCACUCCCCAACCUAUAGAUACACCAUAUUAAUAAGUAUAUUAAAUAAAUUAGAAACGAUAAAUAUAAGAAUUUAACCAAUUUUGAUAAUGUGGUGAAAUGGAGAAAUUUCUUCAAAUUGUAUUAUAUUAAUAUCAUUUCUUAUGGUAAUAUUAUCGUGACCAUAAUAUAAAAAUUGAAUUUGAACCGUCACAUAAAGUUGAUAAUACGGUUGAAGUUGAUUUCAUUUCAUCCACUAAUAAUAAGUGA
Molecule: messenger RNA, 1131 nt
Organism: Lathyrus oleraceus (garden pea)
Lineage: Eukaryota; Viridiplantae; Streptophyta; Magnoliopsida; Fabales; Fabaceae
Exons: 7
Coding region: 67-870 (267 amino acids)
Source: RefSeq, a predicted model, not a curated record